GAUCUUUGGAAAUUCUUGAAAAGGAUCUGCGGUCGCAGUGUUGGUCGCGCCGAAGAGCUCUCUCGGUGUCUUCUCGCUCUUCUUCCUCUUCUGCUACGUGCGGCUUUUCCUAACAUACUUGUUCCAACGCGAAGAGCAAAAAUCACAUUAGACCCCGAGACAUCGACUGGUGCUUGUGUGCAGUGUGAAACCCUCAUGGAAUUCAAAGUCCAAUUCUUCUGCCUUCUUCUCAAAGCUCUUUGGUAAUUCGAAGUUCACAUAACCGUGACUUCUCCAAGGCUACAAAUCAAUUCCAAGAUCAUCAACUUCGCUCAACCCGUCACGAGCGCGCAUCCGGACUGUCUAUCACCCCCCUCUCCUCCGUUCACUCUUCCGAUUCGACUCGAAACGAGGCCGCGCCGAGAUCCCCCACUAAACCGGGCCUAAUCCCCCACAUUUUUCCCCUCGCCCCGACCGACCGACCAUGUCAUCCACCGGCAUUGAGCGAGCGGGACACCGCGACGGCCUUCCGAAUUAUGGAGGCGGCUACUCCGAACAUGGCCGUUUCCCCGAUGAGAAGGGCGUUGGCGAGCCAUAUGGCGAACCCUUAGACGGCGGCUUUCGGUCUUCGCUCGAUUCUGGCGACAAGGGAGACCAUACCCACCGCAAGCUCAAGUCGCGACACAUUCAGCUGAUUGGCAUUGGCGGAACAACUGGAACCGCUCUUUACGUACAAAUCGGAAGAGGCUUGCUCAAUGGCGGCCCCGCCAGCUUAUUCCUCGCCUUCACCAUCUGGUGUACUUUCAUCCUAGCCGUGACUCUAAGCAUGGCCGAGAUGGUCACCUAUCUCCCGAUUUCGAGUCCCUUUAUCCGCUUCGCGGGUCGCUACGUCGAUGAGGCAUUUGGUUUCGCUGCCGGUUGGAACUUUUUCGUUUUUGAAGCCGCUCUCGUCCCUUUUGAGGUCGUCGCCUGUAACCUCAUCAUCCACUUUUGGAGCGACGUCGUACCCGCUGGAGGCAUCAUUGCGAUCAUUCUCGUCCUGUAUGGUAUUAUCAAUGUCAUGGCGGUGCAGUGGUACGGCGAGACUGAGUUCUGGGCUGCGCUUGGCAAGUUCUUGCUCAUCGUGGGACUCAUCAUUUUCACGUUCAUCGUCAUGCUGGGAGGAAAUCCGCUUGGAGACAGAUUCGGCUUCCGGUACUGGUACGAACCAGGCGCAUUCACAGAGCUCUACUACAGCGGCUCCCUCGGACGCUUCCUCGGCUUCCUACAAUGCUUGAUCCAGGCUUCCUUUACCAUCGCAGGACCCGACUACGUCGCCAUGGCUGCCGGCGAGGCCGAGAACCCGCGCAAAGUUAUGCCCCGCGCCUUCAACGCAGUCUUCUACCGCCUGACCGCCUUCUUCGUCCUCGGUUCCCUCUGCGUCGGCAUCCUCGUCCCCUACAACGACGAAGAGCUUACCCGUGCCUUCAAGGACGGUGAACCCGGCGCCUCGGCCUCACCAUACGUUGUCGCCAUGAAUCGCCUCAAGAUCAGCGGCCUGCCACACAUCGUCAAUGCCAUGGUCCUCACGGCCGCCUUCUCUGCGGGCAACUCGUACGUCUACUGCGCCUCGCGAUCACUGUACGGGUUGGCGCUUGAGGGCAAGGCGCCCGCAUUUUUCAAGAAGUGCACGAAGAAGGGUGUUCCGGUCUACUGCGUCAUCGCCGUCCUGCUCAUCGGCCUGCUCAGCUUUCUGCAACUCAGUGCCAACACUGCUGUUGUGCUGAACUGGUUUGUGAGCUUGGUCACCGCGUCGCAAUUGAUCAACUUCUCCUGCAUGUGCACGGCGUAUCUUGGGUUCUAUCGUGCGCUCAAGGCCCAAGGCAUCAGUCGCGAUACCCUUCCCUACAAGGCUUGGUUCCAGCCGUACGCUGCCUGGUACGGUCUCAUCGGCACCUUCAUCAUGACGUUCGUCGGAGGUUACACCGUUUUUCUGCCUUUGGAUGGAUACUGGAGUAUCCCUGAUUUCCUCUUCUCGUAAGCCAAUCAUUGUCUUUAGCUGGUCUGCAUGAUGUGGUAUACUGAGAAGCACGAGGUACACGAUGGUCGGCAUCUUCCCUGUGCUGUACCUGGGCUGGAAAUUCCUCAAGAAGACUAAGAUCUUCAAGCCUGAAGAGGUCGAUCUGUACCGUAACAAGGAUGAGAUUGACGAGUACGAGAGGACGUUCGUGCCUACUCCUGCCAAGUGAGUUGACAAUCUUAUCCGAUAAUCAACAAGCGGUUCUAACGGGCACAACCAGGAACGUCUUUGAAAAGGUUCUAGACAAGCUAUUUGGGUAGAAUUGUGUUGACAUAGCCGUCCAUUGUAUCAUCGGCGUUUAGGGUGAAAGAAAUAGAUAUCCCAUAGGCAG
Colletotrichum scovillei is the source of this 2369-nucleotide messenger RNA. Its product is annotated as amino acid permease. Gene Ontology annotation, cellular component: membrane. Gene Ontology annotation, molecular function: amino acid transmembrane transporter activity. The transcript is spliced from 5 exons. The coding region runs from base 464 to 1999 and encodes 511 amino acids. Gene Ontology annotation, biological process: amino acid transmembrane transport. Lineage: Eukaryota; Fungi; Ascomycota; Sordariomycetes; Glomerellales; Glomerellaceae. The record is from RefSeq and is a predicted model, not a curated record.